CAGGGACGCCGCGCUUCCGGCCGCAGGAGCUGACGCCACCUCCAGAGGCCUGGGCUUCGCUGGUUCGCCGACUUUGCUGUACGGGGAGAUUCGCGCGUGGUAAGAAGCCCCGGACGGGUGAGAGACAUUGAUAAAGUACCUCUGAUGAAACCAUGACCAGGUGGGCACGAGUUACUACCACAAAUAACAAGAGACCCUUACCUGCAACAUCAUGGGAGGACAUGAAGAAGGGAUCCCCUGAGGGAAAAAGCCAAAGUUCACCAAAGAAUAAACAGUUUGAAGCCAAUAAGCUGUCCCUGAAAAAUGAUGCACCCCAAGCGAAACACAAAAAGAACAAAAAGAAAAAGGAAUACUUAAAUGAAGAUGUAAAUGGAUUUAUGGAAUACCUAAGAGAGAACUCACAGCUGGUUCACAAUGGUGAGAUGACAGCAGCAGACAGUCAGGAAGUAAGGGAAGAAAUAGCAGUUGCUUUAAAGAAAGACAGUCGUCGGGAAGGAAGACGAUUAAAAAGACAAGCAGCAAAGAAAAAUGCAAUGUUGUGUUUCCAUUGUAGAAAACCCGGCCAUGGGAUUGCAGAUUGCCCAGCUGCCCUUGAGAAUCAAGAGAUGGGCACUGGAAUAUGUUAUCGGUGUGGAUCCACAGAGCACGAAAUAACCAAGUGCAAGGCUAAAGUAGACCCCGCUCUUGGUGAAUUUCCUUUUGCAAAAUGUUUUGUUUGUGGGGAGAUGGGACAUCUGUCCAGAUCUUGUCCUGAGAAUUCCAAAGGACUUUAUGCUGAUGGUGGUGGUUGCAGAUUUUGUGGCUCUGUGGAACAUUUUAAGAAAGAUUGCCCUGAAAGUCAGAAUUCAGAUCGAAAGGUCACAGUUGGUCGCUGGGCACAAGGAAUGAGUGCAGAUUAUGAAGAAGUUUUGGAUUUGCCUAAACCACAGAAACCCAAAACUAAAACACCUAAAGUUGUUAACUUUUGAACAUUAGUACUAUUGCUAGUUAUCAUGUCAUUGUUACAUUCUGAACUAUGCCUACUUCACAAGUUGGAGCUGGCCUCCCUUGGCCUAGAUUGUUGAUAACAGUAUGAUCUGGGUGUGGUCAAAUAGUUUCUUGAGUUCCUUGUCCAUUAGGAGUACUUUACCACUGUUUAGAGAAAAUCACUGAAGGAAAAUAGAACAUAUUUAAAUUGGAUUCUCUGAAAGAACUUUUUUUUAACAGAACUUAGGUGUGACUAAGUGUUUAUAAACCUGAUUGUAACAAUCAUCUUUUCUUAACAGAAUUAUGUAUUAAUAUGAACUACCCCUAAACUAAGAGUAACUGCUUUGCAGUUGGAAAUGAAUUUUUGGUUAUAUUGUUUUCUUUGUUCAAAGUAUCGAUUUAUUAUUAUAAUAGAAAUUUAUUUAUAAAUGACAAAAUCUGUAUUUUUGAAAUAUUGAAUAAAGACUCAUUUGUAUUUUUCUGAAUACCUAAUUCUGAUUUGAACUAGACAUUGUUCACUAGUGUCCAUGUGACAGUCCCUUUGGAAACACUGCUUCUGUGAAUCUUUGUUGAAGAUAAUACAGGAAUUUGGUAAAUUUUUGUUUUCAGUUUUUAACAUGAAACUUGCAAAAUAAUUAUGGUUAAAAUUGAAGAGUACCUUAACUUAUAAGAACUUUUUCUUGCUCUUGAUUUUCAAGAGAAUAUUCUAACUAAAAUUCAGUUAGCCAGAAUAAUGGCCCAUAACUGAUUGUAUAUCAGACUUAGCUUUUUGUUCAUGUUUUAGCUGAAUUCGGGUAAGAAGCAAAUAUCACCAUAAUAGAGUUAGAACACUAAUCAGAUAUCCGUUAGUUUUUUUGUUUGAUUUGACGAAUACAUGCAUUCUUUAUAUAUAAUAUUUAACAAGACAUUAAAGCUUCCAUUGUAUGUAUAAUGGAAUGACUUGUGGAUUGUGUAUUUCCUUUGGAAUUUUACCUGAUUGGACAGAUUUGAAAGUGAAGGAAACAGCUGUGAUUAGUUACUGAGCUGUCAGAAGCAAAAUAUUUACCAAAUAAGAAAAAAAGCACUUCUCUGCACAAUUCCACUUCUAGUCUUAAUAGGAGCUGUUCUUUUAUUUUCAGUGAGAGAGGAAAACAUGACAGAAUCCUGCUCAGUCUGUUUAAAUGGAGUUACACAAAUCAUCUGGAAGAGAACAGCAGUACUGCUUUGGUCAUUUAGUCCAAACAUACCCAGAUUCAUUUCACCUGUCCUAUUAGAAGCAAAAGGUUCUGGAGAAUUUAGAACUUGUCAGCAGCAAGAUAAGUCUAAUUUUUUUAUACACUCUUCGAUGCAGAACUGUUAGUGCCACUCUUCUUGGGGUUCCUUUGUUCAUAUUUUUUCAAGUAAUUUUUUUUUCUACUGUGGUAAAAUACAACAUAAAAUUUCCUGCUUUAGCCAUUUUUAAGUGUAUAGUGGUGGCAUUAAGUAAAAUUCACAUUAUUGCAUAACCAUUAUCACUUUCCAUUUUCAGAACUUUAUCAUCCCAUACUGAAACUCUGUGCCCAUUAAACAGUAACUGCUCAUUCUCUACCUCCCUACCAUCACUCUUGAUACAAAGAUAAAACAUUUAUCUCUAUGGAAUCAUACAAUAGCUGUCCUUUUGUAUUUGGCUUAUUUUAGUUAGCAUAGUAUCUUUAAGGUUAACCCUAAUCCUAGCAUAUAUCAAAAUUUCAUUCCUUUUUAAGGAUGAAAAAUAUGCCGCCGACCGGCGCAGCGUUAGAUUAGCAAGGCUGACCCAGGGAUGAGAGACUGAACAGGGUGGUCAAGGAUUCGGUGCAAAAAUGACAGACAGACACUUCAGGAGUGAACAUCUGACUGUAAUGCACUCAAAAUCAACGUACAUUUUUAUACAUUUCUAAAAGCAUUACAUCAUACAAUUUUUUAUCACAAAAAUGAUUGACAUGACACGAUAUAUCAUAAGACAUGCUUAGGAUUACAACAAGUUAUAUUUUAACUAAUGAUUGGUCACAGAUUACAUAUUUUCAUGGUUAAAGUGUAAGUCCUACCUACCUAUACUUGUUUAACUUGUUUUUUAAUUUAAACCUAUAUUUAAACCUAUAAUUAUAAGUAUUGUUUUGAAACUGGCUGCCUUUUUUGUCUGCUUUUUCAGGUUAAUAUUUUAUUUAUAAUGAUUGGGUUUAAUUAAAAGCUUGCAAGCUUGGAUUUUUUAGUCAAGACCACCUUGAAGUGGUUGUCAAGGAAUGUUUUUUAUUUAUGACUUGUACUGAGAAAUGUUUUGACUGUUGGAGGAAGUUACUAUAUUAUUUUUCAUAUAUAAUUGUUAACUUGUUUGUUAACUGGAUCUUGUGUUGCUGAAUUUUCGAGGUUAUGUAUUAAACAGUAACAUUUGACUCAUUACACCAUUAUAUUGUCACUAGGAAGAUUAAAGCAAUACAGGAAAGAAAAAAGUAGUAACAGAGGUCAACAAAAAGAGUGCAGAAACACAGGAGAAAAUUGUUGCUAUGGCAGGAACAGCAGGUACAUUGUGUUUAUGGCAGUCAAUCUUCUUAGAAUCUGGUAUGUCAUCUGCGGCAAUCUUCUUGGGGAGCAGGUGCAGCGUGUCCCCCUCCGCGUGCUCGGUGCCUUGACCGUGCUGAACAUCAAGGACCAGAUUGGUAUCACUUGAGUUCUUCCGCGGGAGGGGGCCCCACAAAAAUACAUGCAUUUUUGUAUAUAUUUUAGUGCCACUUACAGAAUACAAAAUAUAAAACUUGACACUUGAAUGACACAUGAAUGCCCUGGACAACUGGAGAUAAAUAUUUAGGUCAUCCAGGAAAAUAAAAAUAAUCCCGCCCACACCCCUUCCUCCCAAAAAUUCUUUCUCUGAACUUCCCUGAAAUCUUAAGAUUUUCAGAACCUUCCUCCGCAAAAUCUACAAAUAACUACAGCUCUAAGGGCCUUGAGGGCAUUCCGCAUGGGCCCAGAAAUCCCAGUGCCAGGUACAGAGCUGGUAUUUCCCCUGUGGUCCCUCCAGGUACAUCUCAGCUGGGCUUUAGUUACCCACAGACCUUUGCAGUUUCCCAGCCUAGGGCUGUUCACUAAGGAGGGUUUGGAACUAUUGUUUCUGGGGCAGAACCCAGAGGUGUGGCCUGGGGCUCUUUAGUUAAAGCAACAAGUACUGUUGCAAGACAGUAAUGUAAGCCACAGGAUUGCUCAGGGCCCUCAGGUACCUGUAAGGAAAGGUUGGGACUGGGGGCCUCGGCUAGUAUGUAGGGCGGGCCCAAGAAGCCAGAAACCAUAAUUA
Messenger RNA from Talpa occidentalis (Iberian mole), 4246 nucleotides. It is a transcript of the gene ZCCHC9, whose product is annotated as zinc finger CCHC-type containing 9. The transcript has 6 exons. The coding region runs from base 153 to 968 and encodes 271 amino acids. NCBI's taxonomy places the organism in Eukaryota, Metazoa, Chordata, Mammalia, Eulipotyphla, Talpidae. Gene Ontology annotation, molecular function: nucleic acid binding; zinc ion binding. The record is from RefSeq and is a predicted model, not a curated record.